AUGGAACAUCGUAACGUAACUAUCCGAAAGGACGUGGUUCUUAGUCCUCAGAACUCUCCACCAAGUACCAUGCAGCUCUCUCUUGUCAUCUUGUGCCUGGCUUUUGCCAGUGCCCGCGCGCUCCAGGCGUGUACAUCGACGGCGGAUUGUCGAUGUCCCCAUUUCCCACCAGGCAUGAAAGCUUUCUGUUCCAACGGAGCAUGUCAUUGCCACACAGGAUCAUCGUGUACAACCGCUGCCGACUGCACCACAUGUCACCAGCACGAGAGAACCACGUGUGAACAGGAUGCUCCUGGCGUUAGUUUCUGUCACUGCAACGGUCACGAAGCUCCACCAGCCAUGCAAACAUGCACGACCGCCGACACGUGCCACGACUGUCCUAAUACAGCUCUCAAUAAGAUAUGCCACAAUGGUGAAUGUCAAUGCCAUUUCGACAACGAAUGCGAGGGUCCUAAAGACUGCUACACCUGCCCGCCACAUACCCGGAAUGUGACCUGUGAGGCCAAUAACUGCCAUUGUGAUGGACAUCAGGCCCCACCAAAGGCUCCAACCUGCACUUCCAUCAGUCAGUGCCCAACGUGUCCAGAACAAAAUAUGACACAGGCCUGCCUAAACGGGGAAUGCCACUGCCACUACCCAGGAGAGUGUAAAGCGGCUUCCGACUGCAAAACCUGUCCACCCCAUGUGACCACCGUCACAUGCGAUGAUGAUGGCACCGGUGACAUGUACUGUCACUGUGACGGCCAUCCGGCGCCAACCCAUUCCAUGCAGUCUGGUCAUCACGGUGGUCCCGGAGGGUUUGGUGGCUUCCAUGGUGGUCAUUAA
Ylistrum balloti is the source of this 825-nucleotide messenger RNA. Its product is annotated as platelet endothelial aggregation receptor 1-like. The record is from RefSeq and is a predicted model, not a curated record. Lineage: Eukaryota; Metazoa; Mollusca; Bivalvia; Pectinida; Pectinidae. The coding region runs from base 1 to 825 and encodes 274 amino acids. The transcript has 3 exons.